Messenger RNA from Wasmannia auropunctata (little fire ant), 1428 nucleotides. RefSeq names its product UPF0396 protein CG6066. The transcript has 4 exons. Gene Ontology annotation, cellular component: nucleus. NCBI's taxonomy places the organism in Eukaryota, Metazoa, Arthropoda, Insecta, Hymenoptera, Formicidae. Gene Ontology annotation, biological process: regulation of gene expression. The record is from RefSeq and is a predicted model, not a curated record. Bases 521 to 1345 code for a protein of 274 amino acids. Gene Ontology annotation, molecular function: chromatin binding.
GAGCGAACCUAACCUAAAGCAAACUUGUCUAACCUCUCGUUGUCAACAUAACGUUGUCAGCGAACGUUUUUCUUGGGUAUAAAUAGUGUAAAUAGCAGUAACGGGCGGACAAACAACGUGAAAGCUGGCGAAAGCGUCAUACAACCUCGUGGAGAGGUUGAAGGCGCAAUCCCUCAACCGGUGGAACAACACACCCAAAAAAACCUAACAAAAUAACGGCCGCGUCGCUCACAAAGAGGACUGAUAGGAAAGGAAAAAGGAGUGUCAGUUGAGUUCCCAUUUUUAUUCACCGAUUUUUAAUCGGAUUAAAGAAAAAGAGAUAACAAGAAGAAGAAGAAGAAGAAGCAGAAGAUCAAAUCGGAUAUGUGAUGUAAUUAGUAGUUUUAUCACUUCUGCGCGAAGCUAACCAAAAGAAGUGGCCAGGAGUGACGCCGUCGGUUACUCGUAACGGCGGCAAAUACCUGCGGACCAGCAGAUUAUAUUCAUAAAAGAAGAAGAGGAAGAGAGACCGCGAAAACAGAUGAUGAACGAGAAGAUGAUGGACGCGCGGAGGCGCGAGAGAGAGCUGAUAGGAUUACGCGGAGUUCCCGAUGCCUGGAGCAGAUCCCCGACGCAAAUCGAGUAUAGCUCAGACGAGAAGGACGAAGAGCUGAGCAAACACAAGGAUAAUAUUAUACCGAAGGACCGCAAGAGAAAGAGGCACGAUGUUAAAAAGAAGAAGAGCAAGAAACUGAAGAAGGAGAAGAAGGCAAAGAAGGAGAGAAGGAGGGAGAAGAAGGCGAAGAAGGAAGCGAAGAGGGAGCGGAGGAGGAAGAAGAAGGCGAAGAAAGAGACCGAGAGUAGCAGCUCCGACGACAGCGGCAGCAGCGGCAGCGACGACGAGGCGGUCUGGGUAGAGAAGACCGCGGUCGUCGACAAGCCGAAGCCGAAGAGGAGCUCGAGUAGUACGGACGACAGCGGGGACGACGGUGUCGUCGGACCCGCUCCGAAGCCACACGUGACUCUCUCGGCCAAGGAUUUCGGCAAGGCGCUGCUGCCGGGCGAGGGUGCGGCGAUGGCGGCUUAUGUCGCCGAAGGGAAGCGCAUACCCAGGAGAGGCGAGAUCGGUCUCACGUCCGAGGAAAUUGCGUCGUACGAAUCGGUCGGCUACGUGAUGAGUGGCAGCAGGCAUCGUCGCAUGGAAGCGGUCCGUAUACGAAAGGAGAACCAGAUCUAUUCCGCCGACGAGAAGCGCGCCUUGGCAAUGUUCAGUAAAGAAGAACGGCAGAAGAGGGAAAAUCUUAUAUUGGGACAAUUCAGAGAGAUGAUUAAUCACAAGAAGAUGGCGCAGGAGAAGAAGAAUUGAAAACUUAUAGAUUAUACGAUAUCUAAAAAGGUAUUUGUCAUAGGAUUCUUGUGUGUGUAUAUAUAAUAUAUAUACACACACAU